ACUUAUCUUCAUGAAGCACCAACCAUAUAAAUUGGUCAGGUCUUUAUUAAAAAAAUUAAAUCAUCUUCCUCACUUCCAAUUUCAUUUCUUUGAGCCGUCGUUUCAGAUUUCUUCUUCUUAGAGAGAGUCAAGAGUAACGGUGAGGUUUGGCUCUAAUCAAUCAACGAUGGAGGUUGCUUUUCCGUCUUCACCGCCGGCGAAAUGCAUCGGUGAUGACCGAUUAACCGAAAUUUCCAUAGAUUUCACCAAAUUAGGAUUCCCAGAAGAAGAAGAAAUUAACAAAUUGGAAAGAUCGUGGAGUAAACUCGAAGAAUCCGUCGAGUUUAACGAAGACGAAGACGAUGAAGAAGAUGAAGAAGAAGAAGAGUUUUCGUUUGCUUGUGUAAACGGAGAAGGAUCUCCAAUAACAGCUGAUGAAGCUUUCGAAGAUGGUCAGAUCCGUCCUGUGUUUCCUCUGUUUAACCGUGAUCUUCUCUUCGAUUACGAAAACGACGAUGACAAAAGCGACGACGUUUCGGUCACUGACGAGAACAGACCACGUCUUCGAAAAUUAUUUGUUGAGGAUCGUAACGGUGACGGUGACGGAGAGGAGACGGAGGAUUCUGAGAAAGAACCGUUAGGACCGUAUUGUUCUUGGUCAGGUGGAACUGUUGCGGAAGCGUCGCCGGAGACUUGCCGGAAAAGUAACUCGACGGGAUUUUCUAAGCUUUGGAGAUUUAGAGAUCUUGUUUUGAGAAGUAAUAGUGAUGGAAGAGACGCGUUUGUUUUCUUGAAUAAUAAUAACAACGUCGGUGACAAGACUCGGACUCGGUCUUCUUCGUCGUCGUCUACGGCGGCGGCGGAGAAUGAGAAGAAGGUAAUAAUAACAGAGAAGAAAAAGGGGAAGGAGAAAACGACGACGACGGAGACGAAGAAAAAGACGAUGACGAAAUCGGCGCAUGAGAAGCUUUACAUGAGAAACAGAGCGAUGAAGGAAGAAGUGAAACACAGAUCGUAUCUUCCGUACAAACAAGUUGGGUUCUUCACUAAUGUGAAUGGUCUUAGCAGAAAUAUUCAUCCUUUCUGACCAAAAAAAAAAAACUAAGUUUGGUUUUUGGGUGAUUUUUUUUUUUUUUUUUUGGGUUAUAUAAAAAAAGUUAAUUUAGUACUCUUCGUAUGGGUGACUACUGUUUGGUAGAUUUGGAUUUUAAAUGAUAGCAGAAAGGUGUACUGUUUUUUUUUUCACUAUUUUCUGGUGUUUAUGUGAAGAGCUUGGCUUGUGUACUAAACCAUUUUGUAAAGUAAAAAAAAAAUAAUAUCAAUUGGUUAGAUUUGAUUAA
Messenger RNA from Arabidopsis lyrata subsp. lyrata, 1319 nucleotides. RefSeq lists its product as uncharacterized. The record is from RefSeq and is a predicted model, not a curated record. The transcript has a single exon. Lineage: Eukaryota; Viridiplantae; Streptophyta; Magnoliopsida; Brassicales; Brassicaceae. Bases 167 to 1066 code for a protein of 299 amino acids.